UCAGCAGUUGAAAACACUGUGGAGCUUAGGUAGGCUCAAUUGUUGAAUGGGUUGCGAAUUAGAAUUAACGGAGGAGGGGUUUGAAUGAUAAAACGUAUUGCUCUUAAAUAUUACCAACGUCAAGAAGGCAUAUGUGCUCCGAGCCGCUUGAUUUCCGACUCUGGGUGCUCAGUGUGACAGUCGGUUUUAAAGAGUGUUCUCGAACUACAACAACAUGGGUGUAAUCGGUGUGCAGCUGGUUGUUACCAUGGUAAUGGCCAGUGUCAUUCAGAAGAUAAUACCACACUACUCCUUUGCAAGAUGGCUACUCUGCAGUGGCAGUCUGAGGUGGUACCAGCAUCCCACAGAAGACGAGCUGAGGAGCCUCGCCGGCAAGCAGCAGAAAGGAAAGAACAAGAAAGACAGGAAGUACAAUGGACACAUAGACAACAAGCCACUGACCAUUCCCAAGGAUAUCGACCUGCAGCUGGAGACAAAGUCCAUCUCGGAAGUUGACACGUUAGCUCUGCACUACUUCCCAGAAUUCCAGUGGCUGGUGGACUUCACAGUGGCAGCCACGAUAGUGUACCUCAUUACUGAGCUGUACUACAGCCUGGCCGCGCCCAGCGGCGAGAUGAACAUCAGCGUGGUGUGGUGCCUGCUGGUCCUUGCUUUUGUGAUAAAGGUCCUGUUCUCACUGACGGCCCACUACUUCAGGGUGGAGGAAGGCGGCGAGAGGUCUCUCUGCAUCACCUUCGCCUUCUUCUUCUUUGUCAAGGCGAUGGCCAUUCUCAUCGUGACGGAGAACUACCUGGAGUUCGGGCUCGAAACGGGAUUUGCUAACUUUUCAGAAAGCGCCGUGCAGUUUCUUGAAAAUCAAGGUCUGGAGUCGCAGGGUCCGAUCUCCAAACUGACCUUCAAGCUUAUCCUGGCUCUCCUCUGCUCGCUGAUCGGAGCCUUCCUGACCUUUCCUGGCCUGCGGCUGGCCCAGAUGCACCUGGACGCCCUCACCCUGACCACGGCCAAAGUCACGCAGACCCUGCUGCAUAUCAACUUCCUGGCCCCUCUUAUAAUGGUGCUCUUAUGGGUGAAGCCUAUAACCAAGGACUACAUAAUGAACCCCACCCUGGGGAAGGAAAGCGUGCCUUUGAUGACGGAGAGCACCUACGACACGCUGCGGCUGUGGGCCAUCCUGCUCCUGUGCGCGCUGAGGCUGGCCAUGAUGCGGCACCACCUGCAGGCCUACCUCAACCUGGCGCAGAAGGGCGUGUCGCAGAUGAAGAAGGAGGCGGGGCGCAUCAGCACCGUCGACCUGCAGAAGAUGGUUGCUCGAGUGUUCUAUUACCUGUGUGUAAUAGCUCUCCAGUACGUGGCCCCACUGGUGAUGCUGCUGCACACAACCUUGCUACUGAAAACACUAGGCGGUCACACCUGGGGGGUGUACCCCGAAGAGGAUGUGCCCUGUCCCUCCGACCCUGCAGGAGGCGGUGCCCCUCCCGAGCCGUUGGCCGCCCCGGAGCAGGCCCAGGCCUCAGUGGCCCAGCUGUCCAUGGCCCUGGGGGGCCUCAGGAACGUUUUCACGCCCCUGCUCUUCCGCGGCCUCCUGUCCUUCCUCACCUGGUGGAUCGCCGCAUGCCUCUUCUCCACCUCCCUUUUCGGCCUCUUCUACCACCAGUAUCUCAUGGCAGCGUGAGGGCGGGGGGUCCGGCUCGGCCCGGCUUGGCCCGGCCUGGCUUGGCCCGGCUCGGCUCGGCUCAGCCCGGCUCAGCCUGGUGUGGUUCAGACACAGAAAAAAGACUGCAGACCACCAGACCCUUCACUCUCAGCCACAUCAGCAAAGUUCCCUCUUAUCUCCAGUGCUUCCUUAUGGGACAAUCUCUAUUUCCCUUGCUGCAAAGACAACCCAAUGGAAUUA
This is a messenger RNA of Megalops cyprinoides (Indo-Pacific tarpon), 1894 nucleotides long. It is a transcript of the gene tmem161b, whose product is annotated as transmembrane protein 161B. The coding region runs from base 215 to 1672 and encodes 485 amino acids. Lineage: Eukaryota; Metazoa; Chordata; Actinopteri; Elopiformes; Megalopidae. The record is from RefSeq and is a predicted model, not a curated record. The transcript is spliced from 12 exons.